Messenger RNA from Ostrea edulis (European flat oyster), 846 nucleotides. RefSeq lists its product as uncharacterized. Bases 274 to 846 code for a protein of 190 amino acids. The transcript is spliced from 5 exons. Lineage: Eukaryota; Metazoa; Mollusca; Bivalvia; Ostreida; Ostreidae. The record is from RefSeq and is a predicted model, not a curated record.
UCCGUGGUUGAGUGGUUAGAGCAUCUCGCUCAAAAUCACACGGCCUCUCACCUCUGUCGGCGCGGGUUCGAAUCCCGCUCGCGUCGGUAAGUGAGAAAGUUUCCCAGUUUACUUUCGGUAGGUCGGUGGUCUCUUCUCAGGUACAUUGUAUCUGGGUUUCUCUCUUCCGCCAAUAAAAACUGGGCGCCACCAGAUUAACUAAGAGAUUGGGUGGAAAAUAUCAAUCAAUUUGCUAUUCACUGAGAGGAAUUUCGCAUAAUUUGUUCGUGGUUGAUGAUUUAUUUACGGUGUUAUUUAACAGGUAAAUCUCACUUGCCAAGUCAAGUUGCAGUAGAGAAGGUAUUGUUUUUAGACGAAAAAGUCGUCAUCCAUAAAGACACAACAAAUGACACAAUAAAGAAAUUGAUAGCGAUGGGCGUCCAAAAAUUCAUCCGAGGAGACACGGAGGCUGGAGAGGAUGAACAGAAGUAUUUUCUACGCAUCUCUCAGUAUUUAAGUGGCAGAGUUCCCUUGCCGACUUUUAUUUCACUAUCCAAAGGAGUUACCCACACGGACGCUCUUCACGUAGCUGGCAAGAAUAGAAUUCCAGUCAUCUGUUUCAAGCAAAAAGCCAAGGAUGUGAAAAUUUUAACAAUACAAAGUAUUGAAGAAUUCUACCUUGUUAAGGAGCAUAAGAUCGAGUUGAAGAAUCCAUGGAAGGUCAUUAAGGCAUGUUGGAAAGUAUGUGACGUCGGAUAUUAUGAAACAGAUGACGUCGAACCAGAAAUUAGUACGCUCAGCGAUAUGCCUAAUGAGUUUGACCAUAUGGCUGCGUUGAUUUGCAAUUUCUUGAUUGGAGUCGCUUAA